AUGGGAGCCAUCAUUGUGCCGGGCCAGCUUCGUCAGAUGGACACUGUGUUCAAAGUCUGGGGCCUGCAAGUGAUGGGUGUCAGCUCCGCGCGGUCCGAGACGGAUGAGUGGGUCCUCAAGUCGUGCGGCAAAUGCAAGAAGGCAGCGCCUUGUCAGGCUCAUCCAGAUGCUGCCUUGGAGCCGCGCAUGGCUGUGCGGGUCGAUUUGCUGAUUCUGACUGCCAGUGUUCCAUGCUGCUGUACCACGACCUUCUCACAGCGGUCUUGCAGAACAAGAACCAGCCCUGUGUGCUCCGCAGAACGUCGCGGAGGGCGGUGCGCACUUCGGUGGUGUCUGCCAAUGGAUCUGGCAAGCGCACAGUGGCUGUGCAAGCUGACUUUCCGAGAGAACGACUACCAGCAGGUCUUGGAAUUGGACUGCAAGCACUUAGAGCCAUUCUUGGAGCCGCAAAAGCCUGCGGAAGAUUUGGCCCGCUUCAUGCAGGUUUUGCCACGAUGUGCUCUCGGCAAGGGCUGCCCUGUUGCAUCUCUGGAUGUGCUCAACGUGGACAACGAACUGGGGAUACUUCGCGCAGGGCAACUGGAUGCUUCGGCGGCUCGAGUGCCUUCAACGACAUCCAGCUCCCCGACGAGGAAGCUCUUCAGCAAGAUCCACAGUCGGCCUCGGCCAUGCGAGUGA
Effrenium voratum is the source of this 678-nucleotide messenger RNA. NCBI's taxonomy places the organism in Eukaryota, Dinophyceae, Suessiales, Symbiodiniaceae. The record is from the annotation of a GenBank genome assembly.